This is a messenger RNA of Hyalella azteca, 4453 nucleotides long. RefSeq lists its product as uncharacterized. Lineage: Eukaryota; Metazoa; Arthropoda; Malacostraca; Amphipoda; Hyalellidae. Gene Ontology annotation, molecular function: cyclin-dependent protein serine/threonine kinase inhibitor activity. Gene Ontology annotation, biological process: regulation of cell cycle. The transcript is spliced from 2 exons. Bases 830 to 2035 code for a protein of 401 amino acids. Gene Ontology annotation, cellular component: nucleus. The record is from RefSeq and is a predicted model, not a curated record.
GUGAGGGAAGGUGUGUCAAUCGCACGCUCCGCCAUCUCAUCUCUCGCUCACAUAAUCUGUAUUCCUCUCAAUUGCAAUUUUCAACGCAAAAUAAUAGGAGUGCAGAAAAACCUGAACAGUGUCAAACAAUAUAUACUAUCAGUUUAUCCGACUUUAUUUUGUUUCUUGCAUCCAGUGACUUGUGACGUAUGUGUUCUGAACCGAGAUUGGUUGGCUAGGGUAGCAACUUGUUGAGAAGCUACAAAAAAAAUCCCGAAAAAUAUCAAUAGUAGGCUUGCAAACGAGUGCCGUACUUCGCCACGUCCGCAUUAAAAACUAGUGACACUUACUAUCGGUGAUAUAAAAAGGAAGUGCUUUUUUAAGUUUCUAUUAAUUGAAAAACUAAAAUAAUUAUUCCGAAGUGAAGUACUGUGACUCAGUGUUUAAUCGUUGCAGCGGCUUGAGGCCCUCAUGACCGCGCAUAUAUCUUACAUCUUCCUCAAUAGUGUCAUCAAACUGACUUUUAUUGGAGUGUCUUCAGGUCAUGAGAUGUAUUAUAUAAUUCAUUUCUUCAUGUUUCAUCGAUGGUACUGUUUCUAGUGACUGCAAGAAAUAACUACAACCAGGAAGAAUUUUGCCCAAGUGAAAUCAUUUUUCUAUCAAGUUUUAUUUAUUAUUCAUGAGGAAAUUCGGCUUCACAUUCAACGCGCGAUAUUAUUUUCUCCAAGACUCUGUUAUUUCACUAGCAGAAUCAUAAAUGCAGUAAUACGAAGAUUUUUUUAUAAGUUGCUAAAAUACAUAUGAGAGAAAGCUCAAGAAAGGGGAAGACUAGCUGAAGUAAACAAGCAAAAUGAACAGCACAGUGACGGCAGUUCGUAGACCUCUGCUUGCGCCCAUCACUUUCUGUAGAAUGUCAGAACUGCGACGAAUGGUACCAAUAGCACCCGACGAUACGACCAUUAAUGACGGCACUACCAUGGCUGCCACUAGUACCAUCACCACUACCAGUACUAGACACCAUGUGUCAGAAACUCCCCGUGACUUGAUCGGUGCUAGUUCCGUUCCCGUGAUAACCGUGCGUCGCAGUCUCUUCGGACCAAUUGACCACGAUGAAAACCGCAGGUUCGUUAAUCAGGAACUUCAAAAAAUCGCAGACGAAGAAACACGUAAAUAUAAUUUCGACUUCAAAGAAGACAGGCCUCUAGAUGGUAUAUACCAGUGGACGGAGACGUCGCACGUUCCCGUGGCUUAUAAGAUGCGUCAUCUGCAGGCCGAGUCUGUCGCUGCCACCAAGUGCCUCGAAUCUUUUCACAGGGAAGUACAGAGCACAGCCACUCUCAGGAGUGUUAUCACAAGCUCCGCCGCUCACGCGAGUGGUACACAGAACAUUACCGUUCACGCAAGUGGUGCACAAAACACAGCCACUCAUCUGAGUGGUGCGCAAAGCAUUACCACUCACGCGAGUGGUGAACAAAGCAUUGCCACUCACGCGAGUGGUGCACAAGGCAUUACGCAAACACGCACCAAGAAAUCACGGGCAAUCAAGCCCCCGACCUCGGGUGGUAACGCCAAACGAACUCUCAACUUCGCCAACGAAGACGCGGCUUCAUCUUCAACUUUCAACAACAACGUGGACGAAGUUAGGCUCGGAAAUGCUGUGCCUGUUGAUGGCAAUUCAUCAUUUGAUGGAAACCAAUCUUCUAUUGAUGAUAAUAGACCACAUGAUGGGAAUACUUCGUUUUCAGCUAUUAAAACAUCGUUUAUUGUUGAUAAUCCCUCGUUUAAUGAUACCAACGCCUCAUGUCCUAGUAAUAUCGAGGACAGUAGCGGUAACUGCGACAGAUUACAGCCCGAGUGUAGCAAUACUCACGACGCUGUGUCUGCUGCUGCCGCCGUCACGCCUGCGCCACUAGAGCGACCCCCGACGACGCACACCAAGCAGACUUCUAUGAUAGAUUACCUGCGUCACCGCAAGCGUCCCCUGUCGUCCACUGGGGAGCCCGUCACGUCCCCCGACCACGUCCACAAGAAACCCCGCCCCGCCCACGCCGAGUGAGGGGGCCACUCAUCUUCCCCUCCCUGAGAUGCUACACAUUUUUCCCUCCCCAUACGCAACAUAUCUUCUUAUUCUCAAGGGGAGACUUAUAUUUUCCUUCACAAGAGAAGACGCAUCUUCCUCGUUCCAUUCUACCCCAAUUUUCUCUCCUACUGAGCGGGGAAAAUGCUGUUUCCCAUCUAACAUUCCUCCAGUUCCUCCUCAGUUUAUGCCCCAUUUUAUCAUUCUAAUCAGUGAGGACCUCAACUUGUCUCCCCAAAAUCCCCUCUUCUCUUCAUUCCCAACCCCCCCCCCAUGAUGAGGGGAAUCAUGAUAUCAUGAUAUCUACCCUCACGUCCUAGAAACCAUUACGUGACAAGUCGUUAGCAACCUAACCAUCAGUGGAAUGUCAUUAGCAGUCUCGCCAUUAAUGAAUAAUAUCUGCUAUCACAGAUAGCGCCUACCUUUGUGGUUUUAUACGAAUUUUGUUAAUUGCUGGAUGUUAUGUUGUGAGUUGCCUUCUUUUGAACUGCACCACCAGGUGCUGUGUAUGGAGUGUGCGAGGUGCUUACGUCGUGUGUCGGGAUGUAAGUACGAGAUGUUUGCCUUGUGUGUGCGGGAUGAAUACGUUUUGUGUUCAAGGUGUAUACGCUUUAAGUACGAGAUGUAUGAGAUGUGUGUGUGUGGAGUUAUUUGAUGAGGCCACUGAUACAUGCCAACCUAUUGUGUACGUACAGGUACGUUGGGUACGUACAUUGUAUGUACGUAUCGUGACGUGUUGAAGUAUACUUAUUAUUGACACGUUAAGUUGUGCGCAAGGUGGAUUGUAGGUUAACACACACGCGUGCGUGGCGUGUAACCUGUAACGUGGUAACGGAAAGUAAUGUGAAAUAAUAAAUAAUGUGAACUUCACAGCGGGAAGUAUUCUUACCAGUAGAGCCCACACAUCGUCGGAAUCGAGCCUCCAAGGUCUUCUCAUACACGCCUCCUCGAUCCCGACGAUGUGAGGCUUGCUCUGGUGAGAGAACUUCUCGCGGUGACAGCCUCCCAAACGGAGAGGGAAUCUCAAGCGUCGAUAGAGGCUUCGAUCGAACGAUCUCAUGCGUUAACCGCAGCUAAAUUGUUCUUAUAUAUACCCAUACAUCGUCUUAUGUAUACCCAUACAUCGUCUUAUGUAUACCCAUACAUCGUCCUAUGUAUACCCAUACACCGUCUUCACGUGUUGGCUCAUAAUACAAUCCACGCGCGUAUCAUACACACUCUAAUUUGAUGUAUUAUGCGGGCGACCUGUGGAUUAUGACAAUGUUCUUGCACAGGCUACUUCUUGCUUUGAAAUGCUGCGACACUGCAUGAGAGAGGCUUUGCAGUGUGCCACUGCCACUGCCACUAGCGCAGCAACUGCCACUGUCGCUAGAACAGAAGCAGUAAGAACCACUGUCGCUAGAACAGAAGCAGUAAGAACCACUGCCGCUAGAACAGAAGCAGUAAGAACCACUGCCGCUAGAACAGAAGCAGUAAGAACCACUGCCGCUUGAACAGAAGCAGUAAGAACCACUGCCGCUAGAACAGAAGCAGUAAGAACCACUGUCGCUAGAACAGAAGCAGUAAGAACCACUGCCGCUAGAACAGAAGCAGUACGAACAAUUUUCUUCCCACGAUCUCACGUUAUUUAUUCUUUUUAGUUCAUCUGAUAUGUCAGUACAAAAUUCACAUCUGUUCUCAGUGUUAUCUUCCCUUGUACAGCUUUUGUUCUCUUUGUAAUUCAUCGCUAGAUUUUUGUUCUUCUCUGUCACUUGUGCUGGGGCAGCCCCGCUAUGGACAGAACUUUUCUUAAUUUCCUUAUCCUGUAGAAUCUUUUCCAAGUUUCUUGCAUUUGUUCUUUUGUUUGUUGUUGUUGGAUGAUUAUUAUAGUUAGACAUAAGAAGCUAUUAUUCGCUAUUUAUCGAGUGACGCCUCUUAUAUAUAGUUAUGUUAUUCUUCUUCUUUGUUCUUUACUUAUCCAACAAAGCUACGGUUGAUCUCGAACCACGAACGUCGCUGUUCACGAAAAGUUCAGCCAACGAACGUUGCUGUUCACAAGUUCAACCCAACGCAUUGCUGUUCACGAACGAUUCAGUAAACGAACGUUUCUGUUCACGAACGGUUAAGCCCACGAAUGUUCAACGAGAACUGGUACUGAAGGCUGGCGAGGCUCUUAGCUCUGGCAUCAGAGGCUUGGGUUCUUGAGCCGGGCAGUCGAUUUCGUGAGCCGGGUAUAGACCGUACGCUCUUAAAUUGUUAACCAAGUAACUAUGUCCAAUCCCGCUUAUACAAUGUUCUAAAAUAUACCAUGUUUGAAAAAUAUCUUUACACUGUUCGCGUUUACGCCGCAAAACGGUUUGACCGUCAUUUUAGAGCCCGGCCGCCCUUGAAGCUAAACCGUAUCUCCAUUUUUUUUUU